This is a messenger RNA of Paramacrobiotus metropolitanus, 1050 nucleotides long. RefSeq lists its product as uncharacterized. Lineage: Eukaryota; Metazoa; Tardigrada; Eutardigrada; Parachela; Macrobiotidae. The transcript is spliced from 3 exons. The record is from RefSeq and is a predicted model, not a curated record. Bases 200 to 520 code for a protein of 106 amino acids.
UAUUACAAGUAGGAAAACUGAUCAUUUUCUUUCAAAUUUUUAUGUAGCAAUUUUUGCAGCUCAUGGUGUACAGAGUGUAAGUGGCGUUUGCAUCGACGGAUUAUUAUGCGGCAUGCAGCGGACCAAAUGAGUGCGGGGGCUCCUUGUAUUGUCAAUGCACCCAUCUGGCAAUGCGAACUAGUGUUAACAAGACGGGAAGAUGUUCACCUCUGACACCGUCGGCAAAACCAGUAACAGCAGCAACAACGUAUCGCCUUCCAAGCGCAGUUUCAGCUCGCAUAAACCGGCCUUUGGUGACAUAGGACCGUUAGGGAAUCAGACUUCUCCUUUGACCGCAGCUGCCGUCCCGAAGAAACCCAACCAUAAUGCUCACAACCAAAGCCUGUCUACGACAACGGCUGCAGAAUCAAUAAGUGCGGUUUCGACGCCGCCAAAGACCUCAAAGACACUGACGGCUAACCACCGAGACCGGCAAAUACGACUGCGCAAGACGACUGCGCAAAUACGACUGCGCAGGUAAUUUUUGUUUUGUAAAGUUUAUCGGUGCGGCUGCUGCGCUUCAAUCUGUUGCAGGUAGUACUCGUCACUGCGUUUAUAUGGCUCUCCAUCCUCACCCAAUAAUGCCGGCUCCAACAUCAGUAUGCGGAACUACCGUGACUGCUGUCCAUGGAUCGCACGUGGAGCAACUUGCGACCUUGUGGAAUGAGCUUCCUUUACCUCCAGAAUCCUACAAGUCCCUCUGUGCUUUCCAGAAGGCACUCGACGACGUGGAUUGGAUGAAACUUACGUGGAUUAAGAAGCAUCCUCUGUGGAUUAAGAAUCACCCUCAGUUUGCCGCUUGAAAUAUAUGUGCUGUCGUUGUUGUUUCGUUAAAUUUCAGCUGAAACUGACUGUACAGGCUGCAAGUGAUGUCGGUAGAAUCCGUUUGAUCUUGGAUACAACAUCCUUCUUUUUGCGCGAAAAUUUCUGUUUGUUUUCCAUCUUCUCUGUCUUAGCUUUAAGGGGGCAAUGCUCCGUAGCGAAGGACAAUAAAUUCCGUUAUUAGGAUUA